Molecule: messenger RNA, 2862 nt
Organism: Jaminaea rosea
Lineage: Eukaryota; Fungi; Basidiomycota; Exobasidiomycetes; Microstromatales
Exons: 3
Coding region: 1-2862 (953 amino acids)
Biological process (GO): pericentric heterochromatin formation; DNA methylation-dependent constitutive heterochromatin formation; lymphocyte proliferation
Cellular component (GO): pericentric heterochromatin; nucleus
Molecular function (GO): ATP-dependent chromatin remodeler activity; ATP binding; chromatin binding
Source: RefSeq, a predicted model, not a curated record
AUGGCCGGUGAAUCUUCCUCUGCUUGGUCAACGGCCAACAACUCGAUGGAGUCGACACCAGGAGCAGACGACUCCAACGAUGCUGAGCUACUCGCCAGCGCUCGAGCUCUUGAUCAGGGCGACGAAGCACCCGAAAACGGUAACGAGGAGCAAUCGAACGGUGGUGACAAGAACGGCGGCUCGAGCGCAGCUGGACCCUCAACGUCAAACGGCAGAGGACGACCAAAGAUGACAGAUGAGCAGAAGUUGGAGGCUCAACGUCGCAAGCAGCAGCAGAAGGAAGAGGAAGAAGACUCGGAGGAGCACCAGAAGCGUGCGCAGAAGCUCAAGUUUCUGCUCCAGCGCUCAGGCGUCUACUCCAAGAUCAUGUCGGACAAGAUGGAGCGCGAGCGCAAGUCGAGGGCUGAAGCAGCUGCCAAGAAGGCAGCCAAGGAAGAGGGAGGAACAGAGGGUAGCGGCAGUGCUGCGAAGAGCGCCCCUGUAGGCAGGACCACCCGAGCUGGUGAGGCAGAGGACAAACCGCAGGCGAAUGGACAUGAUGAUGGCGCGCCUCAGAAGAAGUCUGUGGUCAACAAGAGAAAGCCAAAGGAGGGCGAUAUUGAGAUCUCAGACUAUCUCACGAAGGACGACCUUCAAAGCAAGAAGCAGAAGAGCAAUAGGGGCACGCCUGUGCCAGCCUCGCAGCAGCAACCGCACCGCUCACGCCAGCCAGCUCUGGUCACAGGCGCCGAGAUGCGAGACUACCAGCUCGAUGGUUUUGAAUGGCUCGUGAGCCUCUACGAGAAUGGUCUUAACGGCAUUCUUGCCGACGAGAUGGGGCUGGGUAAGACGCUCCAGACGAUUGCCUUCUUGGCUCACCUUCGCAGCAAGGGCGUGUGGGGUCCCUUUCUCAUCGUCGCUCCACUCUCUACGAUUGCCAAUUGGGUCAACGAGUUCGAACGAUUCACGCCAGGGAUCCCCGCUCUCAUGUACCACGCUCAAGACAAGAAGGCGCGCGCUAGUCUCCGUCGCCACCUUCACUAUCCCUCGACGAGCGAAGAAAAGAAGGCCUUCCCCGUCGUCGUCACCAGCUUCGAGGUCGCAAUGAUGGAUCGCGUCCACCUCUCCCACCUCAAGUGGAAAUACAUCGUUGUCGAUGAGGGGCACCGCCUCAAGAACAUGAACUGCAAGCUCAUACAAGAGCUCAAGCGCUUCAGCAGUGCGCAGCGUCUGAUCCUCACGGGAACGCCACUCCAUAACAACCUCAAGGAGCUCUGGUCACUGCUCAACUUCAUCUUGCCCGAUAUCUUCGAUGACCUCGAGACGUUCGAAAAAUGGUUCGAUUUCUCCGAUAUUCACAACGAGGGCGGUUCGAAUCGUCUUCUGUCAAAGGAGGACAGCAAGUCCGUCAUCACACAACUUCAUGCCAUCCUCAAGCCCUUUCUCUUGCGUCGCAUCAAGACGGACGUCGAGACGACGCUGCCUCCGAAGAAAGAGUAUCUCCUAUACGCCCCGCUCUCACCGCUGCAAAAGGAGCUCUAUGAUCGCUGCGUCCACGGCAAUGUGCGCCGUUGGCUUCUCGAGCGCAAGACUGGCCUUAAGUGGGAGGAGAUCAAGAAAAUCCUUGGCAAUGAGCCAGAGAGCGAGGGAGAGGACGAGAAUGAUGAGGCGGAGGGGUCGUCGUCUGCAUCCUGGACAGAGUCAAAGGCGAAGACCAAUGGCAAGUCAUCGGCGGCAGCAGCGUCAUCGUCUAGCGGGCCGACUAGCUCUGCCAUGUCGCGCCGUCGCAAAGGUCGCACCAGCAAAAUCAAUUACGCCGAGGAGGACGAAGACGUCUUUGCCAAGCGCAUCGAGCGAGGCGAGGACGUCGGCCGUGACCCCACUCCCGAGCCCCCCUCAUUCAAGGAGCAAGAGCGUCAGGGCAAGCUCUUCUCCAUCCGCCAAGCGCAGCGCGAGAUCAACAAUAUGAAGCUGCAGAACCUCUUCAUGCAGCUCCGAAAGAUCUGCUGCCACCCUUAUCUCUUCGACUGGCCUCGUGAGCCAGAUGGCCAACAGCUGAUUGACAAGUCCCUCGUCACUGCGAGCGGAAAGAUGCUGCUCCUUAAUCGCCUAUUGGAUGCUCUCUUCGCCAAAAAACACAAGGUCCUCAUCUUCUCCCAAUUCACAACCAUCCUCGACAUUAUUCAGGACUGGGCAGAGGAGUACAAGAACUUUAAGACGUGCCGCAUUGACGGUACCACGGCGCAGGAGGUACGUCGAGCGCAGAUGAAAUCAUUCAACGAGGACUCUAGUGAGGAUAGCGUCAAGCUAUUCCUUCUCAGCACUCGCGCCGGUGGACUUGGGAUCAACCUCGUCGCAGCAGACACGGUGAUCUUCUAUGAUAGCGAUUGGAAUCCACAGAUGGACCUUCAGGCGCAGGACCGUGUCCAUCGCAUCGGACAGAAGAAGCCAGUCCUGAUCUUCAGACUUGUGAGCGCGAAUACGGUCGAGUCGCGCCUGCUCAAGCGCGCUGGGGAUAAGCGCAAGCUCGAGGCGAUUGUGAUCAAGAAUGGGGCAUUCAAGCUGCCGGCGGGGGCUGUCUCUGAUGCUCUGAGCGGUGGAUCGAAGAGUGGCGGUGGAUCGGGCAAGAAUGAGAGCAUGGUAGAUAUGGCUCGUUCGCUACUUGCGCUCGAGGGGGAGAAGGUGCAGCUUGCUGGGGAGGACGACGAGGUCAUCUCGCAGAAGACGCUUGACCUGCUUCUGGACCGAUCGGAAGCUGCGUAUGCUAGAGGAAUGGGCUGGUCGGCUCAGGGCGCUUCUGGUAGUGAUCCCGCUUUCGAGGUGACCGAGACGGCGGCGGAUGGAGCGAACGAGGAUUUGGCCAGGCUCAUGGCCGACGCGUGA